This is a messenger RNA of Camellia sinensis, 1460 nucleotides long. The record is from RefSeq and is a predicted model, not a curated record. Lineage: Eukaryota; Viridiplantae; Streptophyta; Magnoliopsida; Ericales; Theaceae.
GGGUUAUUAUAUUAUCGAGUUCUUGCCUAGAACAUUUUCAAGAUUUACCAUCAAGAAGAGAGAGAGAGAGAGAGAGAGAUAUAUAUGGCGCUUGAACACUUCAGUCAUGACCAUCCAUUGAUCCUAAGGACAGACUACAUGGAGGAAGGUGUGAAAGUUCAUUGCUACGGGUGUCGGCAACCCAUCUCAGGUCUAUCCUAUGGUUGCACCAAAUGCGAGUUUUUCUUGCACAAAUCAUGUGCAGAACUACCCCGGGAAAUGACAUAUCAUCCUGCUCACCCUGAACACCCCCUUACUCUCCUUUCAAAGCCACCUUAUUCUUGCACGUGCGAUGUUUGUAGAAAAGAUUGCAACCGAUUCGUUUACAAUUGCUUUCAAUGCAAGUUCGAUGUCGACAUAAGGUGUGCUUUGGUGGUGUCCAAUAUUCAACAGAGGAUUGAGCUCAAAUGUCACCCACAUCAGUUGAUCCCCUUGGAAAAGUCAGCCACGUUCUUUUGUGAUGCUUGCGGUGAAGAACACGGAGGCACCUCCUACUUAUGUACCACCUGUGGAUUCUGGGUCAGCCAGAAAUGUGCUAAUUCAUUACCUAGCACCAUUAAACUUGGUGAUCAUCACCAUCCACACCCUCUCACCCUCAUCUAUUCUAUUCCAUAUACACAUAAUACACAUAGACACGAUGUCUGCAGAAUCUGUAACAAGCAAUUGUGCAGAAGAAAUUGGCUUUAUUAUUGUUCCGACUCCAAAUGCACAUAUUUUGUCCAUGUAAACUGCGCGGCAUCAAAGAUGGAGCAUUCCAAGGAUUGCAAAGUAGAGACUGAACAUAAGAUCAAGCUUAAUUCGGGAAGAGCAACAUCAAAUACUGAGCUAUCCAAGGAUUGCGAUGCAGAGAUUGAAGUUGAAAAUCGGAUCACCUUGCCAGCCGAUGAGUCUGUUGAUCUGAGAACUCUAUUUGUCAAUCACAUCAAAGUAGUGGGGAAGUGUAAAGAAGCAACAGAUAUUAGACAUUUUAGUCAUGAACACACUUUAUAUUUUUCUAACAAACAAAUAGACCAGAGUCACACUCUGAGAGCAACUUACCCCUCUUGAAUGAGGUAGAGAAAGAAGAAAAAUGCUCGGGCCCAUUUUACCAUUGUGUUCAAUGCAACUUUUUACUCCAUGAGUGUUGUGCAGAGUUACCCAGUACACCUCACCACCCAUGUCACCCACAGCACCCACUUUGCUUGACCACAAAUUUUCAUCCAUAUCUUUGUCUAUGUUGCAGCAUAUAUUGCAAUUUGUUUAAAUUCGGUUGUUCUGAAUGCGACUUCUUCCUUGAUAUUGGGUGUGCAUCCCUUCCGCACACUAUCAGACAUGAAGCUCACAAUCACACCCUUGCUCUAAGGCCAACAGGAUUUGGUUGCAAUGCAUGUGAUGUUUCUACUGAGUUUAGGUUUUUAUGUGAAACUUGCAAUUUCAAUGUA